Molecule: messenger RNA, 757 nt
Organism: Solenopsis invicta (red fire ant)
Lineage: Eukaryota; Metazoa; Arthropoda; Insecta; Hymenoptera; Formicidae
Gene: COX5A
Product: cytochrome c oxidase subunit 5A, mitochondrial
Exons: 2
Coding region: 142-600 (152 amino acids)
Biological process (GO): mitochondrial electron transport, cytochrome c to oxygen
Cellular component (GO): mitochondrial inner membrane
Source: RefSeq, a predicted model, not a curated record
CGUUGAACCGGCCAGAAACAAUUCGACCAUUUCGGACUCUCCGUGACGGUCGACUUCCGCCGUCGGUUUACGCAACAGACAGAUAAUUCGUCGGCCCUAAUAAACGUUUCGUUUCGGAGCAAGACCUUUCAACGAGGAGAAAUGUUGCGCGUCGUAGCGACACGCGUGGCCUCGGCGGCGCGUACGGCGAUGGUGUCACGGGCUGCUGUCGUCGGCACGCAGUGCACCAGAGCAGCCCACGGCGGUCCAAAGGAAACCGACGAGGAGUUCGAUCAGCGAUAUGUGAAUUUCUUCAAUCGCAACGAUAUCGAUCACUGGGAAAUCCGGAAAGCCAUGAACGAUCUGGCUGGUAUGGAUCUUGUACCAGAACCAAAGAUCAUAUGUGCAGCGUUAAGGGCUUGUAGAAGAUUAAAUGACUACGCGCUUGCAGUAAGGUUCCUAGAGUGUGUAAAAGAUAAAGGUGGGCCACAUGCCGGCAAGAUCUAUCCUUAUAUUCUCCAAGAGAUUAGGCCCACCUUAGAAGAACUGGGUAUCAGCACACCUGAGGAGUUAGGAUAUGACAAGCCAGAAUUAGCCUAUGAAUCGGUGUAUCAUAUGUAAUGGACUACAAAUUAUACUGUGUAAAUUCUAGUAUUUAUAUAUUUUUAGCUGCUGACUCAGAUGCAAACAAAGAGAUGUUAAUUUGUCAGUAAAACCAAACUACACAUGUAUCUGCAUUUUAUCAGCAGCAUUGUUGAAUAAACAACCACAAUUAUAA